Molecule: messenger RNA, 4417 nt
Organism: Vombatus ursinus (common wombat)
Lineage: Eukaryota; Metazoa; Chordata; Mammalia; Diprotodontia; Vombatidae
Gene: CNTNAP5
Product: contactin associated protein like 5
Exons: 24
Coding region: 50-3973 (1307 amino acids)
Molecular function (GO): calcium ion binding
Source: RefSeq, a predicted model, not a curated record
UGGUCCCUGCGAAAUUCGGGAUUAAAUUGGGAGAGACCGCUUGAGGGAAAUGGAUUCUGUACCCUCACUGGCCAGCGUUUUGACUUUACUAUUCUCCGUCUUGUGGCAUAUAGGAUCUACAGCUACAAACUAUAACUGUGAUAACCCAUUAUCAGCCCUGCUGCCUCCAACAGCCUUUUCCAGUUCAUCAGAACUCUUCGGCACUCCCAGCCCAGCCCAACUCAACAGAAGAAUUGGAGCUGGUGGUUGGUCCCCAGUGAAUUCUAAUACUCAACAAUGGCUCCAGAUUGAUCUAGGAAAUAGAGUGGAGAUUACUGCAGUGGCUACCCAGGGAAGAUAUGGAAGCUCUGACUGGGUAACAAGCUAUAUGCUGAUGUUUAGUGAUACAGGACAUAACUGGAAGCAAUACAAGCAAGAAGACAACAUCUGGACUGUUUCAGGAAACACCAAUGCUGACAGUAUUGUGCACCACAAAUUUUCACACUCAGUGAAAGCCCGAUUCAUCCAAUUUGUCCCAAUGGAAUGGAAUCCAAAUGGAAAGAUAGGCAUGAGGGUGGAAGCCUACGGAUGCUCGUAUAAAUCAGACGUUGCUGACUUUGACGGCAGAAGCUCCCUCCUGUACAGAUUCAAUCAGAAGCUAAUGAGCACUUUUAAAGAUGUGAUUUCUCUGAAGUUCAAGAGCAUGCAAGGAGAUGGGGUCUUGUUCCAUGGAGAAGGCCAGCAUGGAGAUUACAUUACACUGGAGCUCCAGAAGGGGAGACUCUCCUUACAUAUCAACCUAGGUGACAGCAAACGUCGUUUCAGUAACAGCCAGCCUUCAGUUACACUAGGCAGUCUCCUGGAUGACCAGCACUGGCACUCAGUCCUCAUUGAGCGGUUCAAUAAGCAAGUGAACUUCACAGUGGACAAGGACACUCAACAUUUCCGGGCAAAAGGAGAUGGGGACUAUUUGGACAUUGAUUAUGAGCUCAGUUUUGGAGGGAUUCCAGUCCCAGGCAAACCAGGAACAUUCCUGAAGAAAAACUUUCAUGGAUGUAUUGAAAACCUUUAUUAUAAUGGAGUUAACGUAAUUGAUUUGGCCAAAAGACGCAAGCAUCAGAUCUACACUGUGGGCAAUGUCACUUUUUCCUGCUCAGAACCACAAAUUGUUCCCAUCACGUUUGUCAACUCCAGUAGCAGUUAUUUGUUACUGCCCGGCACCCCUCAAAUUGAUGGGCUCUCAGUUAGUUUCCAGUUUCGAACUUGGAACAGAGAUGGUCUGCUCCUGUCAACAGCGCUGUCAGAGGAUUCUGGAAUCCUGCUGCUCUACCUGGAGGAUGGGAUGCUGAGGCUUGUUAUCCAGAAAAUGACAGAACGCUCCAUGGAAAUCCCCACAGGAAGCAACCUGAAUGAUGGCUUGUGGCAUUCAGUUAGCAUCAAUGCCAGAAGGAACCGCAUUACUUUGACACUGGAUAAUGAUGCAGCAUCGGCUGCUCAUGAAACCACUCGGCUGCAGAUUUACUCUGGGAACAGCUACUAUUUUGGAGGGUGCCCAGACAAUUUCACCGAUUCCCAAUGUUUAAAUCCCAUUAAGGCUUUCCAAGGCUGCAUGAGGCUCAUCUUUAUUGAUAACCAGCCCAAGGACCUCAUUUCAGUUCAGCAAGGUUCCCUGGGGAAUUUUAGUGAUUUACACAUUGAUCUGUGUAGCAUCAAAGACAGAUGUUUGCCAAACUACUGUGAACAUGGAGGAAUGUGUACUCAGUCCUGGGCCACCUUUUACUGUAACUGCAGUGACACAGGUUAUACUGGAGCCACAUGCCAUAACUCGAUCUAUGAGCAAUCAUGUGAAGCCUACCGGCACAAGGGAAACACAUCUGGCUUCUUCCACAUUGAUUCAGAUGGCAGUGGGCCCCUAGAGCCACUCUACGUUUACUGCAAUAUAACAGAGGAUAAGAUCUGGACUGCCGUGCAGCAUAACAACACAGAGCUCACUCGAGUGCGAGGGGCACAUCCCAAGAGGCCCUAUGUCAUGUACUUUAACUACAACAGCAGCAUGGAGCAGCUGGAGGCGAUAAUCAACAGUGCAGAGUACUGUGAGCAGGAGGCCGCUUACCAUUGCAAGAAAUCUCGUCUGCUGAACACCCCUAAUGGCAUGCCUUUUACAUGGUGGAUUGGAAGAGCCAACGAAAGGCAUCCCUACUGGGGAGGUUCCCUUCCUGGAGUUCAGCAAUGUGCAUGUGGACUGGAGGAGAGUUGUGUGGACAUAAGGCACUUCUGUAAUUGCGAUGCAGACAAAGAAGAAUGGACAAAUGACACUGGCCUUCUUUCCUUCAAAGACCACUUGCCUGUCACCCAGAUAGUUAUCACUGAUACCAACAGAUCAAACUCAGAAGCUGCCUGGAGAAUUGGCCCAUUACGUUGCUAUGGCGACCGGCAUUUUUGGAAUGCAGCCUCAUUUAAUACAGAAGCCUCUUACCUUCAAUUCCCCACCUUUCAUGCAGAGUUCAGUGCUGAUAUUUCAUUCUUUUUCAAAACCACGGCUUUAUCUGGCAUCUUCUUGGAAAAUCUUGGCAUUAAAGACUUCAUUCGACUGGAAAUAAGCUCUCCUUCAGAAGUCACUUUUGCCAUUGAUGUUGGGAAUGGCCCCAUGGAGCUCACAGUUCUCUCUCCAUCCCCCCUGAACGACAAUCAAUGGCAUUAUGUACGGGCUGAAAGAAAUCUCAAACUGACUUUGCUCCAGGUGGAUGACCUUCCAACAAAGAUACUGGAGACACAAGAGGAGGGGCAUUUUCGAUUGCAGCUAAACAGUCAUUUUUUUGUAGGUGGCACAACAUCAAGACAGAAAGGAUUCCUAGGAUGUAUCCGCUCCUUACAUUUAAAUGGACAGAAUCUUGAUCUUGAGGAAAAAGCCAAGGUCACAUCUGGAGUCAAGCCUGGAUGCCCUGGACACUGCAGCAGUUAUGGCAACCUUUGUCACAAUGGAGGGAAGUGUGUAGAGAAGUAUAAUGGCUACCUCUGUGACUGUACCAACUCUCCAUAUGAAGGACCCUUUUGUAAAAAAGAGGUUUCUGCAGUUUUUGAAGCUGAUACUUCUAUUACCUAUGUUUUCCAAGAGCCUUAUCCAGUGACCAAGAAUACAAGUCUUUCCUCCUCAGCCAUUUAUGUAGAUGCUAUGCCAUCAUCCAAGGAGAAUAUUGCAUUUAAUUUUUUGACGGGCCAAACACCCAGCCUUCUGCUGUACAUUGACUCUUACUCUCAGGACUACUUGGCUGUUCUUCUCUGCAAGAAUGGAAAUUUACAGGUUCGAUUUCAGCUGAGUAAGGAAAGAGUCCAUGUGUACACCAUCGAUGUGGAAAACUUUGCCAACAGACAAAUACACCAUGUGAAGAUUAACAGAGAUGGGAAAGAGCUCACUAUUCAGGUGGACCAACAUCCUGUGUACAGAUAUAACUUCUCAGAGGUUGACUUCCGGGCUGUAAAGUCCCUCACAUUGGGCAAAGUCACAGAUAGCCUGGGACUAGAUGCUGAAGUCUCCAAAGCGAACACCAUUGGAUUUAUUGGAUGCCUGUCAUCAGUCCAGUAUAACCACAUAGCACCACUGAAGGCAGCCCUGCGCCACCCCAGCAUUGCACCUGUCACUGUGAAAGGUGUUUUGGCGGAGGCUAAUUGCAGAUCUGUAAUAGAAGCAGAUGUAAACACAGUGACAACAGUAUACUCUUCAUCAGAUCCUUUUGGGAAGACAGAUGAACGGGAACCCCUCACCAAUGCAGUUAGGAGCGAUUCGGCUGUCAUUGGAGGUGUAAUAGCAGUGGUGAUAUUCGUCAUCUUCUGCAUCAUUGGUAUCAUGACUCGAUUCCUUUACCAACAUAAACACUCACAUCGAACUAACCAGAUGAAAGAGAAAGAAUACCCAGAAAAUUUGGACAAUUCCUUUAGAAAUGACAUUGAUUUGCAGAACACAGUAAGCGAGUGUAAACGGGAAUAUUUCAUCUGAUGGACUCAAUGAUCCCCACAAAUUCUUUUUCCCCCUUCUUUCUGUUUUCUACUUCCUCCUUAUUUAUUUCCCUUUUCCUUUUGAGAAGACCCUAUCCUUACCCUUACCCAAACCCCAAGAAACUCCCAACAACUAUUACACCACCUCCUCUGCACAAGCCUGUCCUGGUGACAACGACCACUCAAGAGACCUGCUAUACUACUUUAGACCGAAUAAGAGCCACAUGUGUGCAUGGUUGCCUAUUGAGUUUUUCUAUUUCCACAGUUUGUAAAGUACUUUCUUAUGUUCCACAUUUACUCAGUCUCACAGAUCUGCAUCUACACUAUGUGGUUAGCAGUGCAGGAAUUCAUUUAUAAACCUCUUCCUGAACCCCAUGCUUCCAUUUGUGGAAUAGAGACAAGAGAGAAAUCCUGGAUUCCUGAUUUGUUUCUGUGGCACCUUAAA